This is a messenger RNA of Lycium barbarum (goji berry), 556 nucleotides long. RefSeq names its product protein CLAVATA 3-like. Gene Ontology annotation, molecular function: receptor serine/threonine kinase binding. Lineage: Eukaryota; Viridiplantae; Streptophyta; Magnoliopsida; Solanales; Solanaceae. The record is from RefSeq and is a predicted model, not a curated record. The transcript is spliced from 3 exons. Bases 1 to 279 code for a protein of 92 amino acids.
AUGUCUUUGAUCACUGCCAAGCAUUUCACUCUCUUGGUCUUGCUCUGCUUUUUAGUUAUUCAAGAAUCUCAUGGUAUUCCUCUCUCGGAAGUUGCUUCUAUGAGACUUCUAAACAGAAAGGUUUUAGGAAGCCAGUUGGCUGCAUUUGGAAAGGGCUAUUACAAUCAUGCAGAGAAGAUUAAUGAGAAGUUUGCUGAUUGGGAGCUAAGAGGAGUUCCAGCUGGUCCUGAUCCAUUGCAUCACAAUGGUGCUAGUCCCAAGAAACCUAGGACUCCAUGAUCAUGCAGUAUUAAUUUUGUUUUAUUAGCUCUAUAUCUAAGUUUUUGGUAAAGGGUAUUGUAUGGUUUCAUGUUUAUGUUUUCUGUUGUUUUUGGCCCAACAGAGGAAAAAAAGAAACAAAAAAGUAAGAAUGGGCUUAGACUAACCAAGUUGGAAUAGGAUUUCAUGUCUUACUUGACAUGUACUUAUAGUUUGAUGCAAAGUUGUCCUUUUUAUUAGUAGUACUAAGAAAACUCAAGCAUGACAUAGUUUUUGCUGUACUUUCAAAGUCAUCAAU